Punctularia strigosozonata HHB-11173 SS5 is the source of this 1106-nucleotide messenger RNA. RefSeq lists its product as uncharacterized. The transcript is spliced from 2 exons. The record is from RefSeq and is a predicted model, not a curated record. Lineage: Eukaryota; Fungi; Basidiomycota; Agaricomycetes; Corticiales; Punctulariaceae. The coding region runs from base 139 to 912 and encodes 257 amino acids.
CGGUUCUCCCCUUCCUUCCGUAGGACUACAAAACCCCCAGCUGCUUCUCCGCCUCCUGCCUAUUCUCUCGCAUUCCCCACAUCGCCAAUCCCGGACGCCCCGCACUGUUCCUCCCGCUCCCUGUGACGGAUCCGCGAUAUGACCGAAUACGACUACUCCCCCGACGCCUACGAGAAGUACCUCGCCAGGCAGCAGCGCAUCGCCGACUGGGUCGACUCCACCAACUCCCAAGCGCACCGAUACAAGAACCCCUUCGUGCACGCGCCGUCGUCCAUCGCGCCGUCUACCUCGUCGGAUUCGUCGCAUUUUUCCCGCCGCCCCUCCUCGCGGCACGACCGAGACCUGCGGAGGUCCAAGACGCUGAGCCCGACCCGCUCCGCAACGCGGGCGCUCUCGCCGUCCAGCCCCCGUUCUUCCCAUUCGCACGCCUCCCCUACAUCGUCACAUCAAUCCCAUGCGGGCUACGUAUACAGUCCCCCGGCGACAUACACGUAUCCGGCGGCAAGCCAUGCCACCGCCCAACACGUGGUCUACUCUCCGCAGGCGCAGUUCGCGUACUCGUCGUCGCCGCCUGGACAAUACUACACGACCUUCCAACCGUCGAGCUCUCAUGCACCCCCCGGCUCCACGUCCUACUCGUCCACCAACCCGAAUGUGCGAUAUGUUACCUACGAUGCCUCCGCGCGGCGCGUGGAGAUCCCGGCACCCCGACCAGGACAAACCUAUAUCGUGUAUCCUCCCCCCGGCGGUCGCGUUGAAGUCAUGUCGAGCUCUUCGCGGACGUCCUCGUCGCCAACCUCUCCCAUCUCGCCCACUUCCUCGUCAAGGUUGACAAAGAAGAAGGAUCAACCCAUCAUCGGUUUCUUCAAGAACCGUAUAUCGCGCGACCCAUCCAAGGGUCGUCGCACGUAAUCGCCGUGAUGAGCGCCCACGUUCGCACAUCGCCGACAGCGUCGACGGUGUCGAUCAUUUUUUGAUGGGCAGGCAGGACACGACCUUUGUCAUUCCUUUCACUUGCUCCAGGUUGCUCCGUGUCUGGCCUUCGCCGCCUUUCGGAGAGCAGAUGGAUAUCCCGUCACGAAUACCUUGCAUAUAAUGAAGAUACC